UGGAGAUCCGAGACCGUGGUCAAGGCAGGCGUCGGAGAAGGGGAAGAGGAGGCUUGGAAGGGAUGAGGGAGAGCAGAUUGCAGGAGAUCAUCAGCGAGCAACGGAGAAGCUGGUGUCGGAUUUCCAUCAGCCAUCAUGUCAGGUGGGAAGGUAUCUUUCAAGGUGACGCUGACUUCUGACCCAAAGCUUCCGUACAAAGUGUUCAGUGUACCAGAAGAGGCUCCAUUCGUCGCCGUCCUCAAGUUUGCAGCCGAAGAAUUUAAAGUUCCGCCCCAGACAAGCGCCAUCAUCACCAAUGACGGAGUGGGCAUCAAUCCUCAACAAAGUGCAGGCAAUGUGUUCUUGAAGCAUGGAUCAGAGCUGAGAUUAAUUCCCCGUGACAGGGUCGGGCACGCUUGCUGCCAGUAACGAGCUGUAUGAAUCUCUUUAAAAGAAAGACUGGCCUUCACUAUCUGGAAACAUGAAUUCAAGAAUAAUAUUGCCUGUCGGAUAUGAUGUUAUAUCCGCUGGGCAGCUUUGGAUUUUGAGGCCAAGUUAAUGUCAAAAUUAUAUUCCAUUUGAAGUGUUUUUGUUGGUCUCACUUUUGUUUACUAGAUUAAAUGCAGGCUGUUGAUACUGUAGGGGAAUUGAGGUCGCAUGUCACCACACUCACACAUGCUCAGUAUUGUGUCUAGUAGCACAACUGCAUCCCAAAUUUCUCCUGAUACUUUCAAUCCAAUCCUGCAAAUUUCAUUCUAUAGAAA
Physcomitrium patens is the source of this 743-nucleotide messenger RNA. RefSeq lists its product as uncharacterized. The record is from RefSeq and is a predicted model, not a curated record. NCBI's taxonomy places the organism in Eukaryota, Viridiplantae, Streptophyta, Bryopsida, Funariales, Funariaceae. Gene Ontology annotation, biological process: protein K69-linked ufmylation. Gene Ontology annotation, cellular component: cytoplasm; nucleus.